Molecule: messenger RNA, 1494 nt
Organism: [Candida] anglica
Lineage: Eukaryota; Fungi; Ascomycota; Pichiomycetes; Serinales; Debaryomycetaceae
Source: the annotation of a GenBank genome assembly
AUGUCUGAAAUUCCUGGGUUUUCAUCAGAAGGAUUGAAGUUUGUAGAUGUUUCUGCUGAUAAUGGUACCAAGAAGGUAACAACAAUUGAAAUUGCUGGACAUUCAGAUUGGAGAGUAGAAGUACCAUUUCAUACGAUUCUUAAAUUGAACGUAACAAGAGGAAUUGUCGAAAUUUUUGGUACUGAACUCCCUGUAAACGUUGAACUUCAAUUCAGUGGUGCCAAAAUAUGUUUAUAUACUCCUGAUGAUGAAGGAUGUGAAAUUCAAUAUAGUACCACUGUGAAAAGUUCAUCAAAUAAUAAAGAUGAUAAUGAAAUUAGUGAAUAUAUCAGUGAUGAAACCACCAUGAAUCAAACGAUUAAUUUACAUUUUGCUCUUGAAUCAUAUAGACAACAAGCUGUAGAAUAUAAUGCUCAAAACACUUGGGAUCAGAAAAAGGGACCUAGAGUACUUGUUGUUGGUAGUGCUCAUUCUGGAAAGACAUCACUUAUUAAAACAUUAGCAUCAUACUCAUUGAAGAUGGAUGGUUGUCCGAUUUUGGUCAACUUAAACCCUCAAGAAGGUGUCUUCUCACUUCCUGGAUCACUCACUGCGACCCCUAUUAGCGAUCUGUUUGACGUUGAAAGUACAAACGGUUGGGGUAACACUACCACAUCUGGAUCUACGUUCCAUAACCCAAAGCAACCAAUUGUUAAAAAUUAUGGUUUUGAAAAUUUUAAUGAAAAUAUUGAACUUUAUAAAUAUCAAAUUUCUAAACUAGGAGUAGCUGUUAUGUCUAGAUUGGAGGAAGAUAUCAAUGUUAAAAAUAGUGGUUUAUUGGUGGAUACUCCUCCAUUAUCCAUGAAAGAUAUUACUGUUAUUGAGAAUAUUGUAUCAGAUUAUGAAAUUAAUUUCAUUGUGGUAAUUGGUAAUGAAAGAUUAUUGAUAGAUUUAAAGAAGAAAUUCAAACACAAGACUCAAACUGGUGCUUUAAAUGUAAUUAAAAUUGCAAAGAGUGGAGGUGUGGUUGAAAUUGAUGAUUCAUUUAUGAGAAAUUCUCAACAACAAGCUAUAAGAGAGUAUUUCUAUGGAACUUUGAAGAGUCCUCUCUCACCUUAUAACACAGUGAUUGAUGUUAAAGAUGUGGUUCUUUUUAAGUCUGUAGAUAAUGUUGAAUCCAACUCUAAUUUUGCCUUUUUACCUUCAGGCGAUUCAUUCACUCCUGAAGAUUCAGAUAUGACUGAAGCUGAUAAACGAGAUGAUUUCUCUCUUGAGAGAUAUUAUUCUCCAAUUACAAACCCUACAGCUUCAGAUCUCAAUAAUACUAUUCUUGCAAUUACUCAAUUACAACAAAAUGAUAAACUGGGAAAGAAUUUAUUGAAUACAUGUGUUAUGGGAUAUGCUUACGUUUCUGAUGUGGAUGAUACAAAGGGUAAAAUGAGAAUUUUAUUACCAGUUCCUGGUGCAUUACCUAGAAACAUUUUAAUUGUCACUGGAAUUAGAUAUAUGGAAUAA